GCAGCUCCCUGGGGAGAGCUCCUGCCCCCCGACCCCCCAGGACCCGGCCCCGCUGCCAGGAACCCGCUGGGGGGCCCGGGAGGCUCUGAGGACGGGGGGCGGGUGCUGGUGACGGGGCUCCACGCCUGCGGGGACCUCAGCCCGGCCCUGCUGAGCCACUUCGCCCGCAGCCCCGGCUGCCCCACAGGCUACCCCCUGAGCACCUCAGUGGCCGCGCUGCCGGGCCACCAGCUGUCCUACCGCGCACGGGAGGCCGCGUGCCACGCACUGGAGGAGUUUGAGGGGCGGCUGUGCAGGGACAGUCCCCAGCUGCGAGCCCACUGCUACCGUGCCGUGCUCGAGAGCCUCAUCUGCACCGCUGACCCCACCAAGAGGCACCUGGGCCUGCAGCCAGGCAGGAAGGCGCAUACCCUCAGCUUCUCCCAAUACGCCCACCUGGGGCUGCCUCUUGCGGGACUGGACCCAGCGGGGGUUCCGCUGGACUCGGGGGCCGUGGGGGCCAUGCUGGAGCAGCAGCACAAGGUGGUGGCAUUCUGCACCUUGGGGCAGCUUCUGGCACCUGCCGUGGAGACCCUCAUCCUGCUUGACCGUCUGCUCUACCUGCGGGAGCAAGGUUUCCACUGUGCCCUUGUGCCCCUCUUCAACCCCCGGUUCUCUCCGCGGAACCUGGUGCUGGUGGCCGCACGGACCCCGCUGGCCACAGUGCUGGCCGGGCUGGACAGGGACAGUGAGGAUAGCAGUGAGGACACAGACAGCAGCGAGGACAAGGAUCUGGGGGAAUCAGAGUCCCCCAGAGUGGGGCAGAGCCCUCACUGCCCUGGGCACAGAGCACAAUAAAGCCAGGAUUCAUAUGG
Molecule: messenger RNA, 854 nt
Organism: Cyanistes caeruleus (blue tit)
Lineage: Eukaryota; Metazoa; Chordata; Aves; Passeriformes; Paridae
Source: RefSeq, a predicted model, not a curated record